This is a messenger RNA of Macroventuria anomochaeta, 768 nucleotides long. RefSeq lists its product as uncharacterized. NCBI's taxonomy places the organism in Eukaryota, Fungi, Ascomycota, Dothideomycetes, Pleosporales, Didymellaceae. The record is from RefSeq and is a predicted model, not a curated record. Bases 1 to 768 code for a protein of 255 amino acids. The transcript is spliced from 2 exons.
AUGCAAAGUUUGCCGGUCAUGGUCGUGGGCACAUGUAUCUGCGGUUUCUCGAACGGCAUUGGAGUCACGACUACGCUCAUUGGUCUUGGUAAGUCGAGAUAUUGCCAGCCUCAGUACCAUGAACGGACAUGUUGCAGUCGCAAACGCCUCGCACGCCGACCAAGCCGUCGCAACAGGCAUGCGGCUACCUCUUCCGCUCGCCCGGCUCCGUUUUUGGCGUGUCAAUGUGUGCAACAGCUUUCAGCCAGACCCUGCGCUCAAGCCUCACGGCUGCACUCAGCGGCGAUUAAGACGCAGACGAGAUCGCCGAACGCGUACGAGCGGGUCUCGCAUACUAUCGAAGCUUGGAGCCCCAUCUGCAAGAAACUGUGCGCGAGUGCUGUGGUAAGGCUCCCCAGGGCGGCCUUGUGUACACAACUCCAACAUGUCUGCACCAACCAAGCAUGCUGGGGCUUCAUAGCUCAGCACUUUCAAGACGUCGCCGCGCAGUACGAGCUGUCAUCCCCGAGCAGUACUACAUUGUCGCCAUCAAGCUCACCCGACACGUCACCAACAGCAUCACACUCGACAUGGAACUCUCCAGGCUCCCUCGAGGUUGAAGGAGAAGAUUGCUCAUGCGGCUUCGGCUUUUGCAAAGGCGUCUGGCACGGAGAUCAAGCCUGGAAGACCUGCAGCCUGAUGCCAACAUGCGGGAAUACUUCUCCUACGAGUACUGGAUGGCGGUGCAAGAAGCCCAGGCUGUCACUGCCUUGGUCCACUUGUACCUAG